AUGACUCCUUUCUGCAUGCAGUUCUAUUUUAGUGGCUUAAUCUUCUGGAUGAUACAGAAAUCAAGCUUCUUCAUGCUGCCCAAUACUACUGACCUUCUUUACCCCUCCAGCAGCCCUGAUACCAGACACAUUUCUAUCCAUGGAGUAUCAAAGAUUCGCAGGAAGCGUUAUAUUUUUUCCAGGGAAAUGAGUACCCUUUUGGGCUACCACAAUCAAGUGCGGGCACAGGUUUAUCCUCCAGCUGCCAACAUGGAAUAUAUGGUAUGGGAUGAGAGGCUAGCCAGAUCUGCAGAAGCAUGGGCAAAACGGUGCCUAUGGGAACAUGGACCUCCACAAUUGAUGACAUUGAUUGGGCAAAACCUUGCCAUACACUCUGGCAGGUACUUUUCAGUGAUGGACCUAGUAAAAUCUUGGUAUUAUGAGAAGCAACACUACAUAUUUCCUUAUCCCCAUGAAUGCAAGCCUAGAUGUCCUUCCAAAUGUAAUGGUUCUGUUUGCAGUCACUAUACUCAGAUGGUGUGGGCUUCCAGCAACAGAAUUGGCUGUGCUGUCCACACUUGUACCAACAUAAAUGUGUGGGGCAAUAUAUGGCGGCAAGCAGUCUACUUAGUGUGCAAUUAUGCCAUCAAGGGCAAUUGGAUAGGAGAAGCACCUUACAAAAUGGGAAAACCUUGUUCAGCCUGCCCACCUAGUUAUGGAGGCACCUGCAGCAACAACAUGUGUUAUUUGGGAUUUAAAUCCAACAGAAUUGGUUGGUUCUGA
Protobothrops mucrosquamatus (brown spotted pit viper) is the source of this 762-nucleotide messenger RNA. It is a transcript of the gene R3HDML, whose product is annotated as R3H domain containing like. Lineage: Eukaryota; Metazoa; Chordata; Lepidosauria; Squamata; Viperidae. The record is from RefSeq and is a predicted model, not a curated record. The transcript is spliced from 5 exons. Bases 1 to 762 code for a protein of 253 amino acids.